AUGACCACAGUUAAAGAGAAGAUACAGUCGUUAAAGCCUAAUGAAAAAUUUAUCUCCUUUGAAUUUUUCCCUCCUAAAACCGAUUCUGGGUUCAGGAAUUUACUCGCCAGAUUGAACCGUAUGCUGGCUCUUAAUCCGUUAUUUAUAACAGUCACUUGGGGAGCUGGUGGUUCAACCAGUGAAAAAUCCUUGGAUUUGGCUGCAACUUGUCAAAAUGACUUGGGAUUAACCACAGUGUUACAUUUAACUUGUACCAAUACCAACAAGGAAAUUAUUGAUGAUGCCUUAGCCAGGGCUAAACGUAAUGGAAUUAGAAAUAUAUUGGCAUUGAGAGGUGACCCUCCAAGAACUCAAGAAUACUGGACCCCAAAUUGUGAAUUCAAUGGCGCCGUUGACUUGGUUAAGUAUAUCAGAGAACAAUACGGUGAUUAUUUCUGUGUUGGGGUUGCGGGAUACCCCGAAGGGCAUGUUGAUGGAUCUGACGCCUCUGGCCAAGAUCCUAAGAAGGACAUGCCUUAUUUAGUUGAAAAAGUUAAGGCAGGUGCAGACUUUAUCAUCACUCAACUAUUCUUUGAUGUUGACAAGUUUAUUUCUUACGAACAAUUGUUACAAGAAUAUGAAGAAUUGAAAGAUAUUCCUUUAAUUCCUGGUUUGAUGCCAAUUACCACAUACAGAGUCUUUACUAGAGCCAGUAAAUUAUCUCAUGCCUCCAUUCCCAGGGAAAUACUAGAUGAACUUGAAAAAGUGAGCAAUGACGACGAUGCAGUCAAGACUCUUGGUGUUGAAAUUUUGAGUGAUAUAGUUAAAAAGAUUGACUCUACAAUUGGCUCGAAAAUCAAAGGGUACCAUUUCUAUUGUUUGAAUUUAGAAAAAGCCGUGGCUUCGAUUGUGGACCAAUCUGAAGUAUUGAAACCAAUUUUGGAUAUGCCUCAAGUAUCAGCUGAACACGACGAUGCAAUUGCUUCCGAGUCGGAGGAUGAAGAGCAAGCGAUACCGGCGAGUUCUACUAAGAAUGGAAUCAAUAGAAGGAAGUCUUCCUUAAUAAACGACAAUGAAGUCGCCAUUUCUCCUGCAACCAAGGAAUUAAUCAGCAAAGCUCUCUUGAAAGAUAGACAAGUCGUGGUGGACAUCAGUACUGGUAAAGGUGCAUUAGGUAAGGAUGCUACUUGGGAUGAUUUCCCUAAUGGUAGAUUUGGUGAUUCCAAUUCUCCAGCUUAUGGUGAAAUUGAUGGUUACGGACCAAACUUGAAGAUUCAUACUCCAGCAGAAGCAUCAUUGAAAUGGGGCACGCCAGAAACAAAGCAAGAUUUGACCCAAGUAUUUACUGACUAUUUAUCAGGAAAAAUAGAUGUUUUACCAUGGACUGAUACUCCGUUAUCCCCCGAAACCGCUUUGAUUCAAGAAGAAUUAUUUGAAUUGAAUAAAAAGGGAUGGUUUUCAUUAGCUUCUCAACCAGCAGUUAACGGAUGUAAAUCUACAGACAGAAUUUUUGGGUGGGGACCAAGAAAUGGUAUUAUAUAUCAAAAGGCAUUUGUUGAAUUAUUUAUUCCUAAACUGGAAUGGGAAUCUGUAUUGCUACCAAGAAUACAAUCAAGUAUUGAGAAAAAGACCAUCACCUUUUAUGCGGGAGAUAAAGAUGGCAAGAUCCAAUCUAGUUUAUUAAAUGAACCAGAUGCACGUUACACCAAGAAUGCUGUUACCUGGGGGGUGUUCCCACUGAAGGAAGUUAUUCAACCCACUAUUAUUGAUUACGAAUCAUUUAGAGCCUGGAAUGAAGAAGCAUUCUCUUUGUGGUUGCAAUGGGCAAGAUGUUAUAAGAUGAGUUCGAAAUCUUUCCAAUUAUUGAAUUCAGUCUAUACUGAUUAUGUUCUUGUUAGUUUAAUUCAUCAUGACUUCCCUGAAGAAAGCGCGUUAUGGGAUACUUUAUUAGGUGAAUAA
Spathaspora passalidarum NRRL Y-27907 is the source of this 1938-nucleotide messenger RNA. RefSeq names its product methylenetetrahydrofolate reductase (NAD(P)H). Gene Ontology annotation, cellular component: cytosol. NCBI's taxonomy places the organism in Eukaryota, Fungi, Ascomycota, Pichiomycetes, Serinales, Debaryomycetaceae. The transcript has a single exon. The record is from RefSeq and is a predicted model, not a curated record. Bases 1 to 1938 code for a protein of 645 amino acids. Gene Ontology annotation, molecular function: FAD binding; methylenetetrahydrofolate reductase [NAD(P)H] activity. Gene Ontology annotation, biological process: tetrahydrofolate interconversion.